Molecule: messenger RNA, 873 nt
Organism: Prorocentrum cordatum
Lineage: Eukaryota; Dinophyceae; Prorocentrales; Prorocentraceae
Source: the annotation of a GenBank genome assembly
AUGGAGGUCGAUUCGGCCGAGUACGAAGAGCUGAUCGAUGCAGUGGGCAGGGCCGCUCGGCUCGAGCCGUUGUCCCGAGAGCGCUUCUACAAGGUCGAUUUCGUGGAGGCCAGCCCCCCCGCUCCCGCGGAGGAGAUGGGGAAGCUGGUCAAGAAGGGCGCCCUGCACGUGCAUUGCUGCCGCAGCGUCACCUCCGAGUGCAAGGCGCUGGGCCCGGCUGGCGCGGCCACGCUCCAUUGCGGCGGGUUCGGGCUUUGGCUUGCCGACGGUGGGCCCGACCGCGAGGGGCGCAGGAAGGACGAGGGGGGGGGGCGCCUCGCCGAGAAACUGAAGGCGAAUAUCAGGGAGCUGAAGGGGCCCACAUCGGUUCACGAUCGUUUGAUCGAGGGGGCCAUUGUGCGGGCCAGCAGGCACGGCAGGAAGGAACCCGCGGCAGGGACCGCGCGACGGCAGCUGGCCGUCCUCCUGACGGCGCUCCUGAAGAAGAUCCACACGUAUUUGGGCCGCAUGGGCGAUGGCGAGGAUCCCUACGGCCUCGGGCCGCUCGUGGACACGCACCUCGCGGCGGUGCUCCUGCCAGCCUCGGGGGGCCGCGGGCUGCGGAACACGCGCGAGCUGAAGACGCUUGCGCUCGCGAUCGACCACUUGCUGUCCGGACGCAUCUGCGAGGCUGGGGACCUCUUGGCCCCGAGGUUCCGCGCCGUGGAGGCGUCGCGCCAGGAGGGCUGGGCGGUGGCCAGGCACCUCGAGGCAAUUGGGGGCAGCGCGGUCUCCAGCCUGACGGAUCGCGAGAGAGAGGUAGCCGCGCGGCAGGAGAACGAGGAUCGGAAGUUCAAGGGCUUGGUCGCCAAGGCCAAGGCGAGGCCCGGCUAG